AUGGUGGUAGCGAUAGUGGUGACCGAUCAAGACAAGCCAGGUAUGGGAGUUGUCCUCUACAGCCAAGCGCCCAUGUCAGAGUCUUCCCCAGUGGAGCUUCACCGCUCAGGGGAGUGUAGGCCUCGACAAGCCCAGGAGCUGACACUUGACGUGGACACUUACAGACUCCAGCUAGUGGAGGCGCUCAAGAUGGGAAUCCUGAACUCACUUGGCAUGGACAAAGAGCCCGAAAUUACCCGAAAGGUGUCCGAACAAGAGUUGAGGAAGAUGUCUCGGCUGUACCGGGAAAAAGUGAGGGAGCUGAGAGGAAAUUUCGUGAGAGCCACUAAGUCGAUGGUGCUUUACCCAGCUACAGCAUGUCAACCUCUGUUGCCGCCUGGUCAACACAUGCAAUGGUACCGAGCAGUUUUCCAGAAGAACCCAAACAUCCAAGGAGGAGCCAUUCCGACCAGAGCUGAACUAAAGGUUUCCAGGCAGAUUCCAAUGCAACCAACACAGUCUGAGGCGAGGCAAAGGAUUGAAGUUCAAGUCGUGAAGGCAGUAAACUUCACCAAAUGGACUCACACAGACCAUCAUGAUGUGUCACCCCUUCAAAAUGUGACAAUGGACAUCACCUCAAAGGCAACAAAGUGGAUAAGAACAGAUGACUCGUCACUAGUCGUGGAUGUUCAGACGACCGUGGGGGAAGGCCGACCAAACAUAUCACUGGAAUUAGACUUAAUUCAACCUGGAGCAAUUCGAAGACUGCCUCGCUCCAACAGAGAGGACGAGUGCAAUGAGCAAGGCUGGUGCUGCCGCAAAUCCGUCAACGUGUCUUUCAAAGAUAUCGGCUGGACCGACUGGAUCGUGGCUCCGACGGAGUACACCAUGCACCUGUGCGAUGGCGCCUGCCCUCACAACUACAAGCCUGCUAGCAUGCACACGCAGGUUAAGUCUCGCCUGUAUCAAAUCCUAAAGGGCGGCUCGCCUCGGCCUUGCUGCGUCCCGGCCGCCUAUGAACCCAUGGUUAUCAUGUACAACGAUGGGAGGGGCAAGUUGAAACUGACGCCUUUUAGUGACCUGAUAGUCACCAAAUGUCAUUGCGCCUAA
Molecule: messenger RNA, 1089 nt
Organism: Nerophis lumbriciformis (worm pipefish)
Lineage: Eukaryota; Metazoa; Chordata; Actinopteri; Syngnathiformes; Syngnathidae
Source: RefSeq, a predicted model, not a curated record